AAUGUUAAACUGACUGACUAACCUAGAUUUGAAUUCGAAUAACGUCGUAUAUAAUUUCUAAAAGAAACUUUUCUUACAUUCUUUCAGUGAAAUGAUGGGGAUUUUUGGGAAAGCCGUUCUUGUAGGAUUUGUGGCAUAUCUGGUAUAUAUUUAUUUCCAACCAAAUUCUUCUAAAAUAGCAAACGGUAUAAAUGAUGAAUACGAUUACGUUAUAGUUGGGGCGGGAUCCGCCGGAGCGGUAUUAGCAUCACGAUUGUCAGAGGACCCCAAUAUAAGUGUUCUUCUUUUAGAAGCUGGCGGCGAAGAGACAGACAACCCCUUGUUUUCUAUCCCUGUUGCAGCCCCAAAACUGUGGCAAACUGAAUGGGACUGGGAAUAUUACACUGUUCCCCAGAAAGCAACCGGGCUCGCAAGUGGUAAACAUCCGGGUAUGCAUUUCUGGCCCGUUGGAAAGGUUCUUGGAGGUACUAGUACGAUAAAUAUGAUGAACUAUGUACGUGGAAGUAGAUAUGACUAUGAUGGAUGGGCCAAGGAAGGAUGUGAAGGUUGGGCCUAUGAUGACGUAUUACCUUACUUUUUAAAGUCAGAGGAUAUGCUUGACGAUGAACUAAAAGAUUCAAAAUACCAUCAUACCGGUGGACCAUUAGGAGUAACAUUGGAUGACUAUGUGCCAUUAACAAAAACCUUUGUGGAGGCGGGAAAGGAACUCGGAUAUGAAGAGGUGGAUUAUAAUGGGGUAAACCAGCUAGGUUUUAGUAUAUCACAAGUAAAUGUAAGAGGAGGAAUACGAGCGAGCACUGUUCGAGAAUUUUUAAGACCCGCUAUGUCACGAGAAAAUUUGCAUGUUGUCAUUCGAGCACACGUAUCUAAAGUUAACAUUCAAAACAAUACCGCUGUAGGCGUUUUCUUCAUUAGAAAUGGUGUCAAGAGGAUGGUUAAAGCAAAUCAAGAAGUUAUUCUGUCCGCUGGAACGAUUGGAUCAUCUCAAAUAUUGAUGCUGUCUGGAAUUGGGCCAAAAGAACAUCUUGAAAGUUUGAAGAUACCUGUCAAAGCAGAUCUGCCUGUCGGAGAAAACCUUCAAGAUCAUAUGUACAGUGUGUUACGAAGUGAUAUAAAUACGACAGAUAGCAUAACAAAAGAUAAAGCGGAGUCGAUUUCAAGCAUUGCUAGUUAUGCUCUCUCAAAAACAGGUUUCUUGACAUCAACAUCUUUAACAGGAGUUGCUUUUACUAAAUCAAAGUACUGCAAAACAGAUUAUCCAGACAUCCAGAUCCAUUUCUACGCUCAACAACCGCCAGCAUAUGAAAGUAAAUACGACGAUAGUUUUGCAAAUGAUCUACUUCAUAGCGACUGGAAAGAAGGGUUCCUUAUAUUGCCAAUAAUCUUACAUCAAAAGAGCCGCGGGAAAAUUACAUUGAAAAGUACCGAUCCUUUUGACUAUCCCAAUAUUGAUCCAAAUUAUCUCGCCGAAAAGGAAGACGUGGACGUUUUUGUUGAAGCUUUAAAGCUUGGAAUGCAGAUUAUUGAAACCGACGCUUUCAAGAAAAUUGGAGCGGAUAAAAAUCAUAUGAGAAUUGAAACCUGUAAAGAACAUGAGUUCAUGUCGUACAAAUUUUACGAAUGUUUAAUACGUCAUUUUGCUGUGACCGUUUAUCAUCCGACGUCAACAUGUAAAAUGGGGUCAUAUAACGACGCGAAUUCUGUAGUUGAUCCUGAAUUGAAGGUCAAAAGUAUUAACGGUUUACGUGUGGUUGAUGCAUCGAUAAUGCCGACUAUUGUAUCGGGAAAUACAAAUGCCCCUGUUAUUAUGAUAGCCGAAAGAGCUGCAGAUCUCAUCCUAAAAAGGGACACGGUCAGUCGCAUAAAAGAACAAAUAAACAGCGCUAACUGAAAUGCGAGCAUAAUAUCAUAAAAAUUCAUUGCGCAUUCUGUAAUAUUUACCAACGCUCUUUUUUCAGAAUCGACAUAAGACUUCUUGCGUAUUAUGUCACCGUAUCAUGUAUCUGUUGAUAUUUCGAAAUUCUUAAUUUAACACGUUUUCCUUCUAAGAAACUAAACAGUCGGUGUUGAACAGUUGGCUUGUGACUCGAAGACUAUCCGUUCAUUCCUGCACGUGAAAGGACCCUGUGCUAUAUCUUGGUGUGAAACAAUGGACAAACUGUACAUAAGUUGUCACAACUAUAGGAGGAUAAUUAUAUUUAAGUUACCAAACUAUGAAUGAAUGCAAAGCCCAUACAGAGUAUUACAAGACGUAGCACUCAACUGGGGACCAAAUGCAAAGAAACAUUAGAUUUGAAUAUCUAACAAAGAUUAAGAUAAAUCAAUUAAGAUGGAAAAAACCUGCAAAGGAUAAAAUAAAAAUCAAAAAAAAAAAGAGAAAAAAAAGAGCCAUGUCAUGACAAAACCAACAUAGUGGGUUUGCGACGAGCAUGGAUCCAGACCAGCCUGCGCAUUCGCGCAGUCUGAUCAGGAUCCAUGCUGUUCGCUUAUAAACCCUAUUACACACGGGGGAGGAAGUGUUACACGAAGGAUGGAGUUCUUAUGAUAACUUGUUCAGGAGUUCUUGUGAUAACUGUCACGGAGUUCGUCGGAAAACAUCUGUAUAUACUACAAAAACACUCGUUAAAAAUGGUUAUUUUUAUCGUUCAAAAAUGAGUUUUAGGUGCUAGAUUAAACUUUAAUGAUUAAGCUUGUCUUACAUCUUGUAUUAUGUGUCAAAAACUAAUUCACAUGC
Messenger RNA from Ruditapes philippinarum (Manila clam), 2734 nucleotides. RefSeq names its product L-sorbose 1-dehydrogenase-like. Gene Ontology annotation, molecular function: oxidoreductase activity, acting on CH-OH group of donors; flavin adenine dinucleotide binding. The record is from RefSeq and is a predicted model, not a curated record. Lineage: Eukaryota; Metazoa; Mollusca; Bivalvia; Venerida; Veneridae. Bases 92 to 1891 code for a protein of 599 amino acids. The transcript has a single exon.